AUGCGUCAGCCUCAGAUCUCAGGUGACGAUCGUGUCAGGGAAAAUGGACCAUUGACACCUGAAAAGACAAACAACUUCACUCAGAGCUGUAUAAGCGAGAUCGAUUGGGAUGGACCAACAGACCCUGAGAAUCCAGUCAACUGGUCAAGAAAGAAGAAAUGGCUGAACAUGUUUUCAAUUUCAUUUCUCACGCUUCUGACGCCCCUGACAUCUUCCAUCGUUGCUCCCGCACAGGGGCCCGUGAUGAAAGAAUUUCAAAUCACAAGCAGAAUACUAGCAUCAUUCGUUGUUUCGAUUUACCUCGUUGGUUUUGCCUUCGGUCCCCUUUUCCUUGCUCCUCUUUCGGAAAUAUACGGCCGACUACGCAUUUAUCAGAUCGGCACCUUUAUUUUCGUGAUAUGGAAUGUUGCAGGAGCGUUGGCGCCCAAUAUCGGUGCACUCUUGGCUUUUCGACUCCUGGCAGGGAUUUCAGGAAGCAGUCCGAUCACUCUAGGGGCUGGAUCCAUCGCGGACAUGUUUGCGCUAGAAGAGAGGGGGCUAGCCUUGUCCAUUUAUGGACUCGGGCCAUUGUUAGGUCCUAUUAUUGGUCCUAUUGCAGGUGGCUUUCUUUCUGAAGCAAGAAGCUGGCGAUGGAUAUUCUGGCUGCUGACGAUUGUGUCAGGUGUCGGUUUUAUCAUGGUGAUAGUCCUCCAGUCUGAAACUUACGAGCCGGUCCUUCUCCGAAAGCGAGCCGAUCGAGUAAAAAGGGAACUGGGACACUCGAAUGUGCGCUAUCGAGAUGAAUUGCGACUUAACGCCAAAGAACUUUUUCUUCUCUCGAUUACCAGACCGCUGAAGCUUCUUUUUCUAAAUCCGAGUGUGGCACUAUUUUCGCUUUACACAGGUGUAAUGUUCGGCUAUCUCUAUCUCCUGUUUACUACAGUGACCCAGGUGUAUGAAACAACAUACGGUUUCAGCCAGGGUGCUACUGGCCUCGUAUUCAUCAGCAUUGGAGUUGGAUCUCUCUUUGCGCUUGUGUUCUUCGGAUUAUGCUCAGACAAGCUUCAAAAUGCCCUCAUCGCGAAGAAUGAUGGCCAGGCCGAGCCCGAGUUUCGUCUUCCGCCCAGCAUUCCAGGCAGUUUUCUCAUUCCGGUCGGCCUCUUCUGGUAUGGCUGGUCUGCUGAAAUGCAUGUCCAUUGGAUCAUGCCUAUAAUUGGACUGGGCUUGAUUGGCUUCGGGAUGAUUGCCUCUCUAUUGCCGUUCCAGGCAUACCUUGUGGAUUCAUUUGGCAAAUACGCCGCCUCGGCCAUUGCUGCGAAUACUGUCUUUCGCUCGUUAGUUGGCGCUUUCCUACCCCUCGCCGGGUCCUCAAUGUAUGCCCGUCUAGGGCUUGGUUGGGGAAAUUCAUUGCUAGGAUUUAUCGCAACAGCAAUGUCGCCCUUGCCAAUUAUUUUCUUCAUCUAUGGCAAGCGAAUCCGUUUGAACCCACGAUUCCAAGUUUCACUGUAG
Messenger RNA from Penicillium manginii, 1488 nucleotides. Its product is annotated as MFS transporter. The transcript has 3 exons. The coding region runs from base 1 to 1488 and encodes 495 amino acids. The record is from RefSeq and is a predicted model, not a curated record. NCBI's taxonomy places the organism in Eukaryota, Fungi, Ascomycota, Eurotiomycetes, Eurotiales, Aspergillaceae. Gene Ontology annotation, molecular function: transmembrane transporter activity. Gene Ontology annotation, biological process: transmembrane transport.